UUAAAUUUUCGGAAACUGACCAAUCGCAUUGGUAAGAUAUAUUUAGGAGGUAGGAUAUCUUUGGGAUAUCUUCUGGACGUCAUUUUGAUAUGCAUGCUAUGUGGCUUCAGUCGCCGAGAAAUUCAGGAAACAUGUAUCGGCUCUUUGUGACGAUGACGGUAAUCACGGUAAUCAACUUCGCGUCAAUCAACGCGAAGUCGUAUAGAAUUCCGUUAUACAAGACAUCCUCCGUUGAAAAAUCUUCGACGGAGACUAUGAGACGACUCCGUUCGGGUCCGGAAGCCGGCGUACCUCUGAUUAAUUUCAAAGAUGUUCAAUACUACGGUACUAUCGAAAUUGGAUCUCCACCGCAGAAGUUUAAAAUAAUUUUCGACACUGGUUUCUCAGAUCUCUGGGUACCAUCCAAAAACUGCAACGUUAGCCAACGUGCUUGCUAUUCGAAUCAGUGGUAA
Molecule: messenger RNA, 452 nt
Organism: Temnothorax curvispinosus
Lineage: Eukaryota; Metazoa; Arthropoda; Insecta; Hymenoptera; Formicidae
Product: lysosomal aspartic protease-like
Exons: 4
Coding region: 90-452 (120 amino acids)
Biological process (GO): proteolysis
Molecular function (GO): aspartic-type endopeptidase activity
Source: RefSeq, a predicted model, not a curated record